This is a messenger RNA of Drosophila mojavensis, 1585 nucleotides long. RefSeq names its product protein N-terminal asparagine amidohydrolase (gene Ntan1). Gene Ontology annotation, molecular function: protein-N-terminal asparagine amidohydrolase activity. Gene Ontology annotation, cellular component: nucleus. NCBI's taxonomy places the organism in Eukaryota, Metazoa, Arthropoda, Insecta, Diptera, Drosophilidae. The transcript has 5 exons. Bases 484 to 1416 code for a protein of 310 amino acids. The record is from RefSeq and is a predicted model, not a curated record. Gene Ontology annotation, biological process: ubiquitin-dependent protein catabolic process.
ACAGCCUCAAGACGCAGCGAUUCAGUCCGGUUUUUGGAGCCCAUGAACGUUGAGCGCGACACGCGGAUUACAGCAAGAGUUGAGUUAUUCUACUACUACUGUAGUUGUUGUUAUUAUUGUUGUUCUUGUCGCCGUUGAAGUUUGUUGUUGCCUUCGGCUGAAAAAAUUCGCAAUUCCCUCCACAAAUAUCCGAGUGCGUCGCACAGUGAGAAAAUUAAAUAGCCGUCGGCUCAUGCACAAAAGUGCAUUAGCUGUGUGAAUUUUAAAGAAUACCAUAUAAAAACAAAAAAAACAGUAAACAGAUGCAGCUCAAUAAAUCUUAUCUAUGAUCAAAAGUGCCCAUAACUGAGAACUGGAAACGAACCUGGCUACUGCUACUCGUCUUAAGGGGCCAAGAGAACUCGGCGUAAUUGAAAUUGAAGCUCUUCGGAGGCGUUAAUAACUGAGACUAGAGCGGAGCAGAGACGUUGGAUAGCAAGAGCAAUGGUGCUAGUGCUGAAUGGUGUGCUGCAGGAUGACUGCCCCAUGGACACGAACAGCCUGUUCCUGCAGCAUCCCGUCUACAGAGAUUAUGCCCAGCAGCUGCACUCCAUACAGGCCAAGUCCGUUGGCCCGGUGGGCCUGCUCUAUGUGGGCCAGCGGGAGAUGGCCGCAGCGGCGCCCCAUGACAAGAAUAUUAACAUCAUUGGGGCCGAUGAUGCCACCACCUGUAUUAUUGUUGUUGUGCGGCAUUCAGGCUCUGGUGCUGUUGCCUUGGCGCAUUUCGAUGGCAGCGGCGUGGAUGAAGCUGUCUGCACCAUGGUAUCACGUGUCCAGGAGCUGGCACUUGGCUAUCCCGAGGGACGCAUCGAAUUGCAGCUAAUUGGCGGCUAUCGGGACUCGCAGGGCUAUGGCGAGGAUGUCUUCUAUAGCAUUAUGCAAUCAUUCCACAAGCAUCAUCUUGAAAUUGACUUGACGCAGGCCUGCGUGGGCGAGCUGAAUACAAUGCUACGUGGCGAGAUCAAUUGCCCGAUUAUUUAUGGCGUUGGCGUCAAUAUUAAGACUGGCGAAAUCUUUCCAGCAUCCUUUCCGGAUCGAGGACCCGAUCGACAGCUGCGCGAUGCACGCAUCUUUAUGGGCUCACAAACGGUGCUGGACAUCUAUGAUUCGACGCUUGGCAUGCUGCGCAUUGGUCCAUUCAAUUAUGAUCCGCUGCGCGGCGCCGAUCUGUGGCUAUCGCAAACAGAUGAAUUUCUGCUGCAGCAUUUGUCCUCCAGCCCAGACGUGGAGCCGCCGCACUUUGCGCCCCAGGUGCGAGCGACCAUACGGUUCAUACAGGAAAAUCAAUUUCCAGCUGUCACCGUCUUCAGGGACAAUCGACCGCGUUACUUUAGGCGCGACGAUGCCACGGGCUGCUGGACUUUGGUUAGAUAUUAAAGGGAUAUAUAUUUUUUAGCAAUUAGUUUGUUACGCAAGAGUAGAAAAAACACCAAGUGGAAAUGGAAAAAAACAACUAUAAACGCGAAAAUAGGAAAAUUAAAAGAGUUUUCCAUCAAUAUAUAAAUAUAUAUACAUAUAUCUGUAAUAGAUCACAUAGCUCUCAAAA